Molecule: messenger RNA, 641 nt
Organism: Spirodela intermedia
Lineage: Eukaryota; Viridiplantae; Streptophyta; Magnoliopsida; Alismatales; Araceae
Source: the annotation of a GenBank genome assembly
AUGACAGUCCAUUUGAUCAAUAUGUUACUUUUAAGAUAUUUGGAUAUCAUAACCCACUUGAUCUCAUGUCUUAAUAUUAUCCUCAUAUUAAGUUGAAGACAAACUUAAGUCUGAAAAUAUUUAGAUGCACAAUUUAUGUUCAUGUACAAAAUUUAGGAGGUAAACUCAAUCUAAAGGCAAUUAGAUGUGUGUUUGUAGGCUACUCUAUGACCCAAAUGUUACAUUUAAUGAAUAGGAAAGCUACUUCUCAUCCAUAUGAGCGAUGCAAAUUGAAGUCAAGGGAUUAUCUAGUCAAGACAUUUUUAUAAUCUAGAUUAAGCCACUAUCAAUGAUGAAUUCAUCUCAACCAAAAGAUCAGAAUGUCCACGAGUAUAUCGUUUUUAUGAUAUACUCGAAAACCAAAAUGUAUAACAAAGAUGGACAAUACAUCAUAGAACCUACAUGCACCUAAAGGUAACUCUAAUACAAAGAAUCAACCAAACUAUAGUGAAAUUUUAGAAGGUAAUGAGGAGAAUAUUUAAAGCCCAAAAGUAUUGACCGAAGAAGAUCAAGUUGGUUGGACAAUUAUCUUCAGGAAAGGUAUUAAAACUUACAUAAAGAAAAUAUUAUAUCCUAUGUCUAAUUUUGUGGCAUAUGAAUGA